AUGUCCGGAUUCGACAUCAACCAGCUCGGAAACAUUGCCCAAGGCUUCCUCAACAAUCAGGGUGGCAACAACAACAAUAACAACAACAACAACAAUAACAAUGGUGACAACCAGCAGCAGCAGCAGCAGCAAGGAAACGGCGGAUUCGACCUUGGUCAGCUCGCUAGUCUUGCACAGAACUUCAGCUCGGGCAACCACGACAGCUCGCUCUUCUCGCAGGCCGCUAAGUUUGUGCAGAACCAGGGCGGCAACCAGAACGUUGACGAGCAGAAGCUGUUGCAGGACCACGACGAGGUGAACAACCAGCCGGGUGCCAACUCUUCUGGUCAAAUUGGCAACGCUGCAGCGCUGGCGGCCAUCAAGUCGGUCCUUGGCGGCGGUGGGCAGCAACAGCAGGGUGGUAGCUUGCAGCAGAAGCUUAUGAGUGCUGCUAUGAGUCACGCUGCCGACCUUUUCGACCAGAAGGAUUCACAGGGCCAAGCUCAGGGCAACAAGCAGGACGCUGUCAAUCAGGCUGCGCAGAUGGCCAUGAGCCUAGCUAUGAAGAACCCCUCGUUGCUCGCUGGACUGAUCGGCGGCGGCAACUCGGGUGGCCUCGGAGCUCUCGCUGGUAUGCUCAAGUAA
Molecule: messenger RNA, 624 nt
Organism: Mycosarcoma maydis (corn smut)
Lineage: Eukaryota; Fungi; Basidiomycota; Ustilaginomycetes; Ustilaginales
Exons: 2
Coding region: 1-624 (207 amino acids)
Source: RefSeq, a predicted model, not a curated record